UCUCUGAAAUUCAACCAUACAUUUUCCUAUGUUUAUUCCUCCCAUUUGAUAUUAAUUGUUCCUAAGGAACCAACCAACCCCUUCUUCUUUUUGCAUUAAUAAUAUUAAUAUUCCUACCAAGAGAGAACAAGAACUCAUUUGACACACAGCAAAAUACAAAGAAGAAAUAAAGAGAGGAAAACAAGAGAACUUGACACUUAUCAUGUCAGAAGGGGAAUCUCAUAUUCUUCUUCCCAUUGCAUUACUUAAUUUCUUCAUUCUCAUAACAGGUAGGCUUGUUUGUGGAUAUUCACUGGAGACUGACAAGCAAUUACUUCUGAACCUGAAGUCAUUUCUUGAGGAUCAAAAUCCUAUUGACAGAGGUUUUAAAUACACUCAAUGGAAUCCUACAGAUUUGUCACCUUGCAAAUGGCCUGGUAUUUCAUGCAAUACUACCAGUAAUCGUGUCACUGGAAUCGAUCUCUCGGACAACAAUCUGGCUGGGAAAUUGUUUGAUAAUUUCUCAUCCAUGACAGAAUUGACCUCGCUUGACCUGUCCAAGAACACAUUUUCAGGAUCCUUUCCAGCAGACUUAAGCCGGUGUCAAAAUCUGAAAUUCUUCAACUUGUCACACAAUAUUAUUGAUGGUGAGUUCAACUGGACUGGUUUAAACAAGCUGGAAGUUCUUGAUUUGACGAUGAACAGGAUUCGUCGGUUAACAAUCCCUGAAAGUUGUGACAACUUAGUUGUUGCAAAUAUUUCUAGUAACAAUUUCACUGGUGAGAUUGGAAGAGUAUUUGAUCAGUGCUGGAAUCUGAAGUAUCUUGAUCUGAGCUGCAAUGAAUUGACAGGGAAUUUGUCACUCAGGUUUGAUAAGCUGAACAUGUUUUCAGCAUCUCAUAAUCAAUUCAGGGGGUUUUUACCUUCCUGGAUUUUCACCCAAAAUUGCUCUUUGCUAGUUUUAGAUUUAUCAGAAAAUCUAUUAUUUGGAGAAUUGCCAACAUCCAUUUCUAGUUGUAAAGAAUUAGUAAAGUUGAAUUUGUGGGGCAAUAACUUUUCAGGGUCAAUCCCUAGAGAGAUUGGAUCAAUACUGAGUCUUAAAGAACUUUCCUUAGGAAGCAAUAGCUUUUCAAGUGAUAUUCCAGAGACAUUAUCAGGCCUAAGCAAAUUGGUUUUUCUGGACCUAAGUAAAAACAACUUUGGAGGAGAAAUACAAGAAAUUUUCGGGCAAUUGACACAGGUGAGAUUUCUCAUGUUGCAUGGAAACUCUUAUAUUGGAGGUAUAGUGUCAUCAGGUAUUCCGAACUUGGUGAACCUUUCGCGGUUGGACUUAAGUGAUAAUCACUUCACUGGUCCAUUACCAGUUGAAAUUUCGCGGAUGAAAGGUUUGGAGUUUUUGAUUCUUGCUUACAACCAAUUUAGAGGCAAUAUACCUUCAGAAUAUGGAGAUCUUCUUAAACUUCAGGCUCUUGAUCUUUCCUCUAAUAGGUUAACAGGUUUAAUACCACCAAGUUUUGGUAAGCUAAGGUCAUUAUUGUGGUUAAUGCUCGCAAACAAUUCAUUGAACAGUAUACAACGAAAAUUCUAA
This is a messenger RNA of Nicotiana attenuata, 1567 nucleotides long. RefSeq names its product probable LRR receptor-like serine/threonine-protein kinase At1g74360. The coding region runs from base 203 to 1567 and encodes 454 amino acids. The transcript is spliced from 2 exons. Lineage: Eukaryota; Viridiplantae; Streptophyta; Magnoliopsida; Solanales; Solanaceae. The record is from RefSeq and is a predicted model, not a curated record. Gene Ontology annotation, molecular function: protein binding.